Molecule: messenger RNA, 1970 nt
Organism: Anopheles nili
Lineage: Eukaryota; Metazoa; Arthropoda; Insecta; Diptera; Culicidae
Exons: 1
Coding region: 151-1377 (408 amino acids)
Source: RefSeq, a predicted model, not a curated record
AUCUCAGCAGUGCAAAUAAUGUUGCGACACUGCAGUAACCUCUACAAGUUCGUUGAGUAUAAAUUGAACACAUCUCUAAUGCAUUUGUAGUCUACGAUUUAUAAUUAGUUCUAUACUUUACAAAUCGAAACAAACCUAAGGAGUUAAAAAAUGGUAGUUCAAAAGCAUGGUGUUGCCUUGAUAGCUUUGUGGAUUAGUUGGACAUCAGUGUUAUCAGGAAUGGUAUCAAAGGAAUGUGUGAUCGAAGUGACUCAGGACAUGGCAAAGCACCUUGUUGACAGUAAGCAAAACGAUGUACCAUGUGACAGCUUAUGGAACAGCCUAUUGCUACACGUUUACUACGCUCAAAAAAACCUAACCGAAUGCCUUACACGUGAUAACGCUGUACUCAACACUCCAGAGCCAUCAUUAAACGACUGUCAACAGCAGCUGCAAAAUAGCAAGCAAAACAUGGAGCAUGAGCGGCAAAUUUACAGUAUUGAAAUGCAAAAAAAGCUUCACGUCACCCAACUGGAUAUCAGAAAAUAUGUAAGAGACACGUCGGAAGUGCAAAGUAGCCUGCUGAAGGUUAAUCAUGACAUAAAAUCGUUCCACAAAGAACUGCUGUUUUUAAGCAUUGAUGAAGGCGAUUCCAAGCGGGCUAUAAAGUACUAUCAUCUUUAUCUAGAAAAUCAACAUCUAGGCAACCUCUUUGAUAACAUAGUUGAAUCAGUGUACCGCGAUCCAGCAAAAGAAAAUGCACGACUCAUGAAGUUGCUCGAAUUUGUAAAAAAGUUGCCAGGUACCAGUUUGAAACUUUCCAUGUAUAACCUAGUUAAAACGAAAAUCAUGAAGCGCCCACAACAGCGCGAUGGCUAUUUGGGCAUGGUUACUGCCUUGGAUGUAAGCAAGAUAGCUUUUGCUGAAAAUUUACACGAACAAGCGCAUAGCUUAUACUUAGAGUUAUUCAAUCUUGCCUUGAAUAGCCUGAGAAACGAGAUAGCAUUAGGACAUUACGAUGAAGUUAUCGCUUUUGCUACGAGUUUUCCAGAGUAUUUUGAACAGGUUGAAAAUCGGUUCUCAACCAUGGACAAAGACGUAUGGCAUCGAGCUGACUUCAACAAAUUUGUAACGUAUCCAAACCAAUUACCUUUACCUAAGCAGCGGCUUGAAGCAUUCAGGAUGAUACUGCUUCAAAUCAAUCAAAGAAAUAGGCAAAAUUUUGCUGAUCGGCUGACGAAAGUUGCGAAAGAAUUAGAUGCUUGUGAGACGUUUAUCAAAACCGUUAGGUAUGAGCAAGCUGAUCAAGAUAAGCUUACGAGUGUGAAACAACUUUUCUCAGAGCUAGACGCCAACAGAGACUACAAUCACUAUCGUGAAGCAUCUCUGAGACUCUAAUUUGAUAACAUUUAGUAUUAUCAGCAAUAUAGAAACUCACGCUACACUACGGUAAACUCUGCCAGCACAAUAUCUACAACACAUCUGCUCCCAACUAUAUCACAUAAUAAAUAAAACACCAUGCACACUAAGAGAAUAAUUAAUGUACUAGAUUUUAUUUACUAUUAUGUUCCAUUCCAUGGAACUGUUAUGUUCCAUUAUCUAUGAAACAUUAAACUACCUAGAAACACUUAAGUUUUUCAAAAAAUUAGGAUUGAAGUUAAACACCAGAACACUAAUUUCCAUUGACUUACGAAUAACUGCUCGAUUAUUCUUGGGGAGCUCGAUGCCCGAUGGCGUUAGCACGCGUUUUCGGCACAAACACACGAUAGUAUCUUGUUCGAAUCUCGACUGAGCCUCCUCCAUACGUAGGACUGACUAUUCUGCCACAUGAAAAUUCUAUGUCAUAGAAAGCCUUAGCUUAGCAAAGCAGGCCUUGAUCGUACACCGGUUGUCGUGCCAUUGAAAAGAAGAAGAAGAUCGAAUAACCGCGAACUGAACCGCCAACCAAAUAAACAAAUAAAUAAAUAAUCAUCAAACAGCACUGAUUAAUU